AUGAAAGAGAGUAAUGGAAGUGGUACUUCUAUUUCUCAGAAUUCAUUUAAAGCAUUAAAUGAGGUAGAAGUAGCGAAAACAACAGCGGAGUUAAAAGCAAAAUACCAAUCAUCUUCGACUCCCAAUGAUUUGUAUAACUUAAUUGAUGAAAUUGAUGCCGCCAUGGCUAAGAUAGACAAUAAUCUUAACAAUUUUACAGCUUUGAAUUCUAGUAAACUCCAACAGGAUAUAACCAAUAUAGAGUUGGCAAGAACCACUAAAUUAUCAUCAGCAAUCUCGAAUUCAAAUAAAUUGACGUCAAUUUUUUCACAGGCAAAUGACUUGGGCCACAAGUUGACGUUUAAAAUCAAAUCGUUAGAUCAAGAAAUUGGCAACGUAAACAAAACAUUGGAAUACGUGACAAACAUUCAAUUAUUGAAGAAUAACAUCAACCAAGCAAAUUAUGCUAUCGAACACAAAAAUUGGGAAUUAGCAGCUCAAUGUAUACAUACCAUCAGCUCGAAGAUCCCCCCUGAAUUGAUUUCUGGGAAAUAUGCAUCGGUCGUGAUUCCGUCUACCGAAUUACCUGUAAUGCCAACGGUUGCAAUCGCCAAUUGGACAGAUAAAUUAACACAAGUGUUUAAAGAAAAAUUCACUGAGGCAGCAAAAGCUAGAAAUGUUGAACAAUUGACGAAAUUUUUCCAAUUAUUCCCACUAAUCAACCAGGAAGAGAUUGGUCUUAACUGUUAUUCUAAAUUUAUCUGUGAAAUCAUCAAUGAAACAUCUAAAAGUCUAACAGCAGGGUUGGAGAGUGCCCAUGAUUUGAAGCCAGCUAUAUUUUCUAAUGUUGUCAUGCAAUUAUUUGAAAAUAUUUCAAUGAUGCUAUCUCAGCAUGGGCCCUUAAUUAAAAAGUAUUAUAGUGCCACAUAUCCACUGGCAUUGUCAUAUGUUAUUAGCAAAAUCCAAAGAGAAAUCGACUUACAAGUUGGAAUAAUUGCUGAUACCUUUUAUGAUUUGAGAAGAUUAGAUAAACACUUCCAAGAUAUCAAAUUAUAUAGUUUUCCAUUAUUAACUAGAAGAUUGGCAGAACUAAAAGAUCACACAACUCAAGAUCAGGAGUCCAGAAGAACUAGUUUUGAUACAUCAGACGAAUUAUUACCAAUAAGAUUAAUUGGUGAUUUAAUACAAGAAUUAUCUUCAAUUUUUGAAAACUGGACGUUAUACUGCCGAUUUAUUACCGUCAAAUAUUUACAAGAACCCCAAAAUAAACAAAAUGGGAAAGCAACAACAGAAGAACAAGAGUUACUUUUACCUGAUUUAAUUCGCAAAUCUACUUUUACAAGAAAAAUCAAUGAAAAGCUUUUGCCUUCAUUUGAGAUCUUGCACAAGUUUUAUUUCCGGCGUUCGAUAGAAAAAUCAAUCACCAUCGAAGAAUUGCCAUCAUUAGAUGCAUAUUUGGUAUUAAAUAAUGAGCCUGGAGUUCACCCAGAACAGGUACCCAUAUCUUCUGUUGCUGAAGAUUUAACUUUGGUUUUAAACACCACUUUACGUAACAUUAUUCAAUCUGGAUUGCCUACAGCUGUGAAGAGUUUUAUCAAUGAAAGUUUCCGUAUUGUUCAACAAGAUUUCUUGAAUGGAUUUUUCAUUAAAAACUUGAAUGACAAUCAACCAAGAUAUAACCAAACGUUAUCAUUGAUAGACCCUGCCAGUACUAUCAACCGCACCAACAGUCCAAUUAGUAGAAGCGGAACUCCCGACGUACAUGGAGGUAGUGGUGGAUUAUCAACCGGGGCAGGAUUUUUGAAGGGUGCUUCAAGUGCCUUGGGAAGUGUUGUUAGUGGUUCUGGUGCAAUUGUAGGUAGUUUACAGACCACUCCAAAUAAUCCAAAAUUGUUGAAUUUCAUUAUUUAUUUGAACACCGUGGCCAUGGCUCAAGAAUAUUUCACCAAAGUGUUCCAGAAUAUAAAUAAGGACAGUUAUUUACAGUCUUAUUAUCCUUUUGGUAAGGACAAGAAUAAAAUCGCAAAUAUUUUAAAACAAGAUUUUUUAGAUCCAUUCACCAGUGUUAGCAAUAAAAUCAUUUCCGAAAGUUUAAUUAAUUUAUACAAUCAGCUGAUCAAGAAUAAGUUGCUUAUGCUUGUUAAUGACUUUUUUACUGAAACUCCAACUGCAAAUAAUGAAACAAACUAUGUGAUUUAUUCUACCAAUAACAUAAAUGAUCCUACAAUUUUAAUUAAAUUCACUUCAAACUGGCAGUCCUUAAUGAAACCAUAUCUACAAACAUUGCACAAGGCUCUUUGGAGUAAAUUAUUGCGAUUAGUUGUGGUUAACUUAACCAAUUUGUUAGAAAAGAAAUUGUUCAUGAUAUUAAAUAAAUUGAAAAUUAAUGAAUUGGGUGCUAUAAAGUUAGAGAAAGAUGUUUCGUAUUUAAUUAACGAAAUUUGCCGUGAUAACUACUAUUUGCGUGAAAAGUUUGUUAGACUAACUCAAAUAGUAUUAUUGGUAGGUAUGGAUGAUGAAGAGUACGAGGAAAGUAAUCAACCAGUGACUAAAGCUCCAGAAACUGAAGAAGAUGGAAGGGAAAGAGAUGAUUUUGAUGAUGAAAUUGGUGGCAUAAAUUGGGUGUUAACACCACAUGAGAGAAUUCAAAUACGUAAAUACAGGAUUUAG
Molecule: messenger RNA, 2649 nt
Organism: Candida dubliniensis CD36
Lineage: Eukaryota; Fungi; Ascomycota; Pichiomycetes; Serinales; Debaryomycetaceae
Gene: COG4
Product: Golgi transport complex subunit
Exons: 1
Coding region: 1-2649 (882 amino acids)
Source: RefSeq, a predicted model, not a curated record